This is a messenger RNA of Owenia fusiformis, 2977 nucleotides long. The record is from the annotation of a GenBank genome assembly. NCBI's taxonomy places the organism in Eukaryota, Metazoa, Annelida, Polychaeta, Sabellida, Oweniidae.
CUUUAGUACACGCGUCCGGUGCUUUCUGCUGCUGAUGUCGAAGUAUAAAAGAAAUGCAGGCAAUGGUAAAAAUCAGAAGACAACAAAGAUUUGUCAAGGAACAAUAAAACUUAUAGAGAAAGAAAUAGAAAUAACGAUGACAUCGCUGCUAAAGUUAAUGCUGGUAAUCGGUGCAGUCUCGGUACUGGAACAGGUUGAAGGUAUUCCUGCUCAGGACAGGAGAGGUGACAUACCCCACGAAUGUGGAACUGCUUCAGACAUUGUUUUUGUGCUUGACUCAUCAAGCUCCAUCUGGGGACCAGACUUUAAAGAACAGCUUAAAUUUGUUCAAAACAUUGUCGACAAGUUCACAAUUGGACACAAACUUACUAGAGUGGGAGUAAUGACCUUCAGUGAUAAACCACAUAAAUACUUUGGACUUGGGGAGAUUAAUAGUAAAGUUAAGGUUAAUGUUGCCGUAGCAGAUAUCCAGCAAAGUAUUGGUGGCACAUACACUGCAGACGCCAUAAAAUACAUGAGAGAAAAUAUGUUUUCUGAUGCUAGAUCAAGUGUCCCCCAAAUUGCUAUCAUAAUCACCGAUGGUCAGUCAAUAGAUUCUGAACUCACGGCUAUUGAAGCUGAGAAUGCCAAGAAAGACGGUAUAACAAUGUUUGCAAUUGGUGUCGGCCGUAAUACUGAUAGAAACGAACUAGAAGCUAUAGCAGCCAAACCAUCUCGAGAAUUUGUAUUUAAUGUUAAGAGCUACAGCCGUUUAGAAAGGAUCGCCACCUCAUUGUCAAAGAAAACAUGUGAGAUCGUGAUGGAAACGCCUCCACCUCCUACAACAAGCGUUCCGAUUCCAGACACAACAACUGUUGCUGGAGGGUCAGCGGGAAAUAGAGAUUAUGACACAUUCGAGGCAAAAGCUUGCCUUGAUGCAUCAGAUAUAGUUUUUAUGUUGGACUCUUCAAGUAGUAUUUGGGGGCCUGACUUCAGAAAGCAGCUUACAUUCGUGCAGGAAAUGAUUGAUACGCUUGAUAUUGGUAAAGAUGCAACUCGCGUUGGUGUCAUGACAUUCAGCACUGACCCUUACGAGUACUUUGGUUUAGAGAAGUAUCAUAACGCGGAUGAUAUCAAAGACGCCAUUUCAUCAAUCCAGCAGAAAAGUGGAGGCACAAACACGGGUAAAGCCAUUUCCCAUAUGAGAGAAAACAUGUUCAACCAUGCAAGACCAGGAAUUACCAAAAUUGGGGUAAUAAUUACAGAUGGACAGUCCCGCAAUCCAGAGUGGACACUUCGUCAAUCAGCAAAGGCCAAACAUGAAAACAUCCACAUUUUCGCCAUCGGAGUUGGACAUUCUAUUGACCGCAAAGAGCUGGAGGAAAUUGCCAGUGAACCUAAAGAACAAUUCGUAUUUGCUGUUGACAAUUAUAGUAAACUUAGAAAGAUUACAGCUAUGCUGUCUCGCAAGGCUUGCCAGGUGAAUCGUCCAGUAGUGCUUGAAACAAAACCACCUGUAGUAUAUAUUCCACCUACAACUACCACACAGAAACCACAAGGAUUUGGGGAUGAAGAAUGCUUACCUGUCCAGAGUGCAGAUAUUGCAUUUGCCCUGACUGGUAACGAGAUAAAUAGUCUACAAAAUCGUGCCUACUCCCUAGCCUUCAUCAAAUCAAUCGUCCAGGAGAUGAACAUAGGCCCUCAAUACGUGCAAGUUGGAAUUGUCCCUCAGGACUGUAUGGGAAUGGAAGGAUUUGGUAUGAAUCGAUUCUACGAUCAGAACUCAUUGUUCAACGCAAUUGAUAGCAACAAUGUCAUCGAAUCCAAUCCAACUAGGACGAUUACUUAUAUGCGUCACAGAGUGUUCAACCAUCAUGGCGGGGCCAGACAGAAUGUGAAGCGUAUUGGUGUUUUGAUAGUGGACAAUAUGACUAACGAUGUCGAGAGAUUACGUCAAGAAGCCCGAAAUGCCAAGACAUUGGAUAAGAUGGAGUUGUUCGUGAUCGGAGUUGGGCGUAAUAUCAAUACCAAUUACCUCAGUGCUAUAGCCAGCAGCUCUUCUGGCAGACACAUCUACCGAGUCAGCGACUACAGUGCUUUGGAUAUGAUUAGAGAGAACUUCCUUAACAACCUUUGCAUCAUUUCCAAUUAAUCGCUUGUUUGGCAGAACUCAUUAUAGAUGGAUGUCCUGAAUAUACAUGGGGUGAGAACCAGUAUCUAUUAACAGACAAAACAACAUCAAGCGUCACUGUUAGAUGUCGUGCAAUACAAUGAACAUUUUAUAUGUGCAAAUAAUACAAAUCAAAAUACACUAGUUGUAUACUUGUAUAGAGAAAGGUUAUACAUCUUUGUAUUUUGAAUAUGGCAGCCUUUGACAAAUGUAUUUUUUAAUCUAAAUUACAAAUGAUAUAUUUUAAGUUGUUAGAUUAUAGGCUAUAUACAUUCCAGCUAAGUAGAAGCCUAUAAAUAUUACGAUCAUUUCAAUUUAAUGGACGCGAAUGACUAAUUAUAAACGCAUGCCUUAAUUUCAUUAGAGUGAAUAUGGCUUAUUGGAUGGAUUUUGACUGAUAUUGACCGUUUUAGGUAUGUCAGUUGCUCAACAUCGCCAUAUUGGGAAUGGGCGAAACAACAAAUUCAAUGUAUUUGAAUCUCAUUUAGCAACAUAUUUUGCACUAUUGUUAGUCAUAAUACUGCUGGACAGUUUAAUAUUCUUGAUCAUAAAGUAUUAUUAAUUUGUAUUAAAUGUAUUAUCGUAUUCUUUUUUGGAAUGAUGUAUAUACUAUGCAAGUCUCAAUAAUACCUUUGCCUAAGUUACAUAGUUUGACUCAACAAUGUAUUAGAGUAUUUACCAAAUGCUCAGUUUUACGUGUAGUAUUUAUUGUGUAACAAAUGUCUGAAUGUUGCAAUGGUUGUGUGUAAUAUGUCCCAUGACAUGUUUGUCAUAUCACCAUAUCACUUGUAUUUAUUUAUUUAAAUUUUUGAUAUGCUAAUAAAGGGU